UUUGCGGGGCGGCCGCGGGGAGGAGGGCUUUAUGGAGCAGAAAAACGACAAAGCGAGAAAAAUUAUUUCCCACUCCAGAAAUUAAUGAUCAUGAGCUCUUAUUUGAUGGACUCGGGCUACAUCGAUCCGAAGUUCCCCCCGUGCGAGGAGUACUCGCAGAGCAGUUACAUCCCCGAGCCCGGCGCGGAGUUCUACGCGCGGCGGGAGCCGGGCUGCGCGCAGCACGCCCCGGCCUUCGGGGCCGCCUUCCCCGAGCGCCCCUUCGGCUGCGCGGGGCUCCGCGGAGCGGGGGGAGGCGGCGGAGGAGGAGGAGGAGGAGGAGGAGGAGGAGGGAGGCAGCAGCUGGCGGAGAAGCCGCCGCUGUGCGAGCCCCCCGGGCCGGCGGCGUGCGCGGAGCCCGAGGGGCAGCGCGGGGCCGCGGGGAAGGCGCCCGUGGUCUACCCCUGGAUGAAGAAAAUCCACGUCAGCAGCGUGAACCCCAACUUCUCGGGGGGCGAGCCCAAGCGCUCGCGCACGGCGUACACGCGGCAGCAGGUGCUGGAGCUGGAGAAGGAGUUCCACUACAACCGCUACCUGACGCGGCGGCGCC
Passer domesticus (house sparrow) is the source of this 589-nucleotide messenger RNA. RefSeq names its product homeobox protein Hox-C4-like. Gene Ontology annotation, molecular function: DNA-binding transcription factor activity, RNA polymerase II-specific; RNA polymerase II cis-regulatory region sequence-specific DNA binding. Gene Ontology annotation, cellular component: nucleus; nucleoplasm. NCBI's taxonomy places the organism in Eukaryota, Metazoa, Chordata, Aves, Passeriformes, Passeridae. The annotation marks the transcript as partial. Gene Ontology annotation, biological process: positive regulation of transcription by RNA polymerase II; anterior/posterior pattern specification; embryonic skeletal system morphogenesis. The transcript has 2 exons. The record is from RefSeq and is a predicted model, not a curated record.